AUGGUUUUCUCCUCCGACAGACCGCAUAUCGACAUCCCGACCAAUAUCCCCAUCUGGGAUUGGCUCUUCGACUCGGAGUAUUCGCCCUUGCGGACCAACAGGCCCGAAGAACUCGGCUCCUUUGUAAAUGCCAUCACAAAAGAACAGAUCCGGUACGACGCCCUUAAGGAUCUGACGACGUACGUCUCGACUUCUUUGGUUGUCAAUUAUGGGUUGAAACCCGGCGAUACGGUGGCGCUGUUCAGCCCGAAUACGAUAUGGUAUCCGGUCGCAAUGCUUGCGACUGUUCGCGCUGGUGGUGUGAUAUCCGGAGCAUCUCCGGCAUAUAACGUUGAGGAGAUGACCUAUGCCCUCAAGACCGGCAACGCAAAGUUCCUAAUGACUGUUCCCUCGUCAAUGGAUGUUGCAAUUCCCGCGGCGAAGAAUGCGGGCAUUCCCCCGGAGCGUAUCUUUCUUCUCGAGGGUUCAAAAGGAGAGUAUGUUUCCGUACAACAACUCGUGCAGAAGGGCAAGCGAUAUGGCCCUGGCGGUCAGGCCGUUCCGUACAAGCUUCCAGAGGGCAAGACAAACAGGGACGUUUGUGGCUUCCUAAGUUUUAGUUCGGGUACGACCGGGCUUCCGAAGGCUGUGAUGAUCGCUCAUCAUAAUGUGAUUGCACAAUGCAUGCAAAUCAUCCAGCUCACCCACGACGAUACCAAAAAGUCACUUGCCGUUCUCCCACUUUUCCACAUCACCGGGCUCGUCCAUCAGAUGCACCUCCCUGUUAUCCGCAACAGCUCGGUGUACAUGCUCCCAUCAUUCACUAUGGAGUCUAUGCUCAGCACCAUCGUCGAAUACCAAAUUAGCGAGAUUCUCUCCGUGCCGCCAAUUAUCAUCCGUCUCCUGCAAGACCCGACUGUAUCCAAGUACGACCUUUCGCACGUAAAGCGCUUCUCCUCCGGGGCAGCCCCCAUAUCGGGCGAAAUCCUACAGAAACUGCAAGACCGCUUCCCAUGGACGGGAUUCAAGCAGGGGUACGGCAUGACAGAGUCAUGCAGCUGUAUCACCGCACACCCGCCAGAGAAGCAGUCAUACAAGUACGCGCAGCGCGGAGGGAUGAUUGUCGCCAACACAGAAGUGAAGGUCAUCCAUACCGAGACCGGAAAGGAGGUUGGUUACGAGGAAGAGGGCGAGAUUCUGGCACGCGGCCCGCAGAUUGUCAUGGGGUAUCUAAACAACGAAAAAGCCACAAAAGAGACAUUUGACGAGGAGGGCUGGCUGCAUACCGGAGACGUCGGGUAUGUGGAUCGAGAGGGAUUCAUUGUCAUCACCGAUAGAAUCAAAGAGAUGAUCAAGGUCAAGGGCAUCGCGGUGUCUCCGGCGGAAAUUGAAGAUCUCCUGCUCGGGCACCCGGCAGUCGAGGAUGUCGGAGUGACCUCUGUGCCAGAUGACUAUGCAGGCGAGAAGCCAAAGGCUUAUCUCGUGCUGAAGCCUGCAGCUCGAGGGCAGUUGAACACGGGCGAGGGCGUGGUGGCGGUGGGCCGCGAGCUCAUUGAGUACGUCAAGGCGAAAAAGGUGCGGCACAAAUGGGUAGUCGAGGUUGAGUUCCUGGAGGAAGUGCCCAAGAGCGCAAGUGGAAAGAUCCUGCGACGCGUGCUGAGAGACCGCGAGAAGAACAGGCGCGAGGGCGAGAAGCGGCUGGUGGUGCGCGACGAGAAGGAAAGAGCGAAGCUGUAG
Messenger RNA from Aspergillus puulaauensis, 1716 nucleotides. RefSeq lists its product as uncharacterized. The transcript has 5 exons. The record is from RefSeq and is a predicted model, not a curated record. The coding region runs from base 1 to 1716 and encodes 571 amino acids. NCBI's taxonomy places the organism in Eukaryota, Fungi, Ascomycota, Eurotiomycetes, Eurotiales, Aspergillaceae.